This is a messenger RNA of Brachypodium distachyon (stiff brome), 1701 nucleotides long. RefSeq names its product probable ubiquitin receptor RAD23. Gene Ontology annotation, molecular function: polyubiquitin modification-dependent protein binding; proteasome binding; ubiquitin binding. NCBI's taxonomy places the organism in Eukaryota, Viridiplantae, Streptophyta, Magnoliopsida, Poales, Poaceae. Gene Ontology annotation, biological process: nucleotide-excision repair; proteasome-mediated ubiquitin-dependent protein catabolic process. The transcript has 11 exons. Gene Ontology annotation, cellular component: nucleoplasm; cytosol. The record is from RefSeq and is a predicted model, not a curated record. Bases 129 to 1316 code for a protein of 395 amino acids.
CUAGCCUUCUAGGGACCAAAAAAAAAAAAAACCGAGAAAACUCGCCGCCUCCUUCCCCUCCGCCCUCGUCUCGACCUCGACGCGAAGGCGAACGCCGCGAGGAGGACGCACGCGAGCGCGGCGGCGAGAUGAAGGUCUCCGUGAAGACGCUCAAGGGCUCCAGCUUCCAGAUCGAAGUGAACCCCGCCGACAAGGUUUCUGAUGUGAAGAAGCUCAUUGAGAGUUCACAAGGGCAGAAUGUCUACCCAGCUGAUCAACAAAUGCUUAUACACCAAGGGACGGUGCUCAAGGAUGACACUACGUUGGAGGAAAGCAAAGUUCUUGAAAACAACUUCCUUGUGAUAAUGCUUAGACAGAAUAAGGGCUCAUCAAGUGCAGCUCCAGCUAAAUCUAAGGAACCUUCAAAUCAGGCACCCCCUACUCAGACAGUACCUGCUAACCCUCCAUCUCAAGCACCGGUGGUGCCAGCACCUCCAGCAGCUGCUGCACCAGCACCUAUUGUACCUAUCAGUGCUCCUACUCCAACUGCCACGGCCUCGCCAGCUUCUGCUGUGGCUGUCUCCACCGAAGCAGAAACUUAUGGUCAGGCUGCCUCAAACCUUGUUGCUGGGGGCAACCUAGAGGCAACUAUUCAGUCAAUUCUUGAAAUGGGUGGUGGAACGUGGGACAGAGACACAGUGCUCCGUGCUCUACGGGCUGCAUUCAACAAUCCGGAGCGGGCUGUUGAGUAUUUAUAUUCUGGAAUUCCUGAGCCGAUGGAGAUUCCUGCACCACCACCAAGUGCCCAGCCAGCUGAUCCUGUCCAGGCUUUACAGGCAACUCAACCUGCAGUUGCCUCUUCUGGACCAAAUGCUAGUCCCUUGGACCUCUUCCCUCAAGCCCUUCCAAAUGCUUCUGCAAAUGCCGCUGGUGAGGGAAAUCUGGAUGUUUUGCGUAAUAAUGCACAGUUCCGAAGCUUACUGUCUUUAGUGCAGGCUAACCCCCAAAUCCUACAGCCAUUGCUUCAAGAGCUGGGAAAACAAAAUCCUCAGAUUUUGCAGCUGAUUCAGGACAACCAAGCCGAGUUCCUUCGUUUAAUCAAUGAACCAGCUGAGGGUGAUGAAGACGAGAAUCUCCUAGACCAAUUUGCAGAGGGAGUGCCUCAGACCAUAGCGGUUACUCCUGAGGAGAAUGAAGCUAUACUUCGUCUUGAAGGAAUGGGUUUUGACCGGGCGCUUGUUCUGGAGGUGUACUUUGCCUGCAACAAGGACGAGACCUUGGCCGCGAACUAUCUCUUAGACCAUAUGAAUGAGUUUGAUGAUGGCGCACCGCAGUAAGACAAGCUGGGUUGUUGCCAAACUACAUGCAAAUGCCACAAGCUCAUUGGAGCAACUGUGUGGGGAGGCUUAUACUGCUGCACUCGCAUGGCAGGCCUUAGGAUAUCUUUUUUGUGAUCUGUCUUUUCUUUAGUUUGUAAUUCUUUUCUGCCUUACUAUCAGUACAUUCUCUAGAUCAUCUUUAAACGUUAAUUACAGACUUGACGGCAGGGUAUAAAAGUUCUCAGUCGGUGUUACUGGAUCAUGCUGAUCUAGGCUGUUUCUUCAGCGAGCUCUUUGCUUCUGAACAACUGCAGUAACCUAGCUGCCUGACCUAUAUUACCGUGUGUCACCAUUCUUAUUGCCAUUGCCUACUGUGCGAAUUGAAUAAUUAUUUUGUGGUCAA